Molecule: messenger RNA, 1044 nt
Organism: Sporisorium graminicola
Lineage: Eukaryota; Fungi; Basidiomycota; Ustilaginomycetes; Ustilaginales; Ustilaginaceae
Exons: 1
Coding region: 1-1044 (347 amino acids)
Biological process (GO): protein lipoylation
Cellular component (GO): mitochondrion; cytoplasm
Molecular function (GO): lipoyltransferase activity
Source: RefSeq, a predicted model, not a curated record
AUGCGAUCCAUCGGCCUUCCCAUGGUACGUCGUCGAUCGGGCGGAGGCACAGUGUACCACGAUCUGGGCAACACCAACUACUCGUUCCACAUCCCUCGAGAAGCCUUCGACCGCCGUACGCACGCCGAGCUUGUCGCACGCGCCCUCAAUGCUGACCCCCUUGCACUGCGCCAAUCACGCACAGAUCUGGCACGAUCCGAUGUAGGAGCAUACGUCAAUGGGCGCAACGACAUCUGCAUCCGUGUCAAGAGCGGGUUUGAUCGCAGCUCGACAGCAAAGACAAAAGCGGAGGCAGACGAGCGGGGAUUCGAGGAGCGCAAGGUGUCGGGAAGCGCGUACAAGCUGGUCAACAAACGAGCCUACCAUCACGGCACAAUGCUGCUCUCUGCCAGCCUGGGCAGUUUGGGCAGUUCGCUCAAGAACGACCGUGGAGAGCUGCUCGUGACUAAAGGGGUUGCGUCGGUGCCCGCACCGGUUGCCAACUUGACAGACGCGUUCCCAGAUCGCAAGACCACACUCGACCACGACACAUUUGUUCAAGGCGUGGUGGCUGAAUUCCACCGCACCUAUCCUGCAUCGAACAGUAUCGAGGCGGCGCAAGUCGACGAAUCGAGCUUGGCCAGGCCGGAACACAACGAGGGGAGAUGGAAGUUGAAGGGAAACUUUGACGAACUGCAGAGCUGGACGUGGGUGUUUGGUCAGACGCCCGAAUUCACACAUCGCGUGACGAUGCACGACGCUUCUGAGCUGGGCUCGCAACAGACGCAGCAAGGGUGGGGACCGUUCUCGGUCGAAAUCCACUCUAAAGAGGGGAUCGUGUUGGACGCUCAAUUGGUAGAGGCGCGAUUCGAAGAUGGAGCCGUGGAAAGAGAAGUACGGAAAGUGAUUCAGAGUUUACAAGGCAGGCGAUAUGACGAACUGGCGCUACCUCCUCCUUGGGGACCGUCGUCGCCAUCAACGGCGAGUGCGGCAGCCGCAAAAGAAACGCAUGAAGAGCCAAGCAUUGAGGACAAGCUGUUGCACUGGUUGCGUACCGUGCUGUGA